CUCCUCCGACGACGGCGAUUCUCUCCCCACCAGAUCGGAAGCCACUUCUUCCCCUGAAUUCUAGGCUUCUCCUUCUUCUUCUUCUUCUUCUUCUUCCAAUUUCUCUCGUUCGAUCCGAUUUCGAAUUGUUCAUCGUCUUCCGGUAAUCUCAGAGAUUCCGCCGUUUCUGGUGCAUGCCCCGUUCGGGUCCCGUCGAUCUCGGCUUCGUCGCGAUUGGUUGGCGGGCGCGGUUGCCGGAGCCGCUGAGGAGCGGUUUUUGCGGAGCUUUCGGUUCGGUGAGGCUGCGGCGGUGCUGGGGGCGGCGGUCUGAGGGGGGAAUGGGGAUUGGGGGGUUGGUGGUUUUGAAUGUGCCUCGUUAGGGUUCGCGGAUUCGUCGGUUUCGGAUGGCCUCUGCCCAGGUACUGCCGAGCUCGCGGAAGCAGGAGCAUCUGGAAGCUGGCAAGCGCCGGCUAGAAGAAUUCCGCAAGAAAAAGGCUGCAGAUCGAGCGAAAAAGGCCGCUAGUAACCAAAUUAAUGCUUCUGAUGGUGGCCCUAAUGAGAAAAAAUCACUAGAUGCUGAAGUUGUGCGACUUGCAGAUUCUGACGCUGUCAGAUCGUCUAAUAUACCUGGUGGAGUCGAUAAUCAACCUUUUGCUGCAGAGAAUAACGAUGAUGUAAAACCAUUUCAGUUUUCCCAGAGAAGCAGGGAAAGUUCUGUCAGCGACGUUCAUUCCUUACCGGAGUUUUCGGUGGGUGUAAAUGAUGCAUUCUCUAACUAUCCAGCACAAACAAUGGGAGAAUACCAAGAACGUGAGGGCUAUGGAGGCUUGGCGUCUAAUGGACCGAUUGGCUAUAACUACGGCCAAGAGAAUAAUCACAUGAAAAGUGAUUAUGGAAUGUAUGCUGCAACUUCUGGGUUUACAUCUGACCAGUCUGAUGCUUUAUUCACACAAGCCAGUCAGGAGAUUGGUCGCAGUUCUGGCCGCUCUAGUUUCCAUGGGAAGGAAGAAUCCCUGAUGAAAGAAAAUAGUGGGAGCUCAAAUGAAUUUUUAUUUGCAAAUCCUGGUUCUUCUGUUGUAGCAAAUAGCUCUCCCCAGAAUUCAGGCAGCUUUGUUUCACCAAAUAAUCCCAGUAAUGCCAACAUAUUGCCUGCUGCACACACAAGUUCAAUAUACAAUGAAGACUCUGUGCAACCAGCUACCAACACGAAAUGGUCUCCUGCUGGGAGUGGGUUGAGAGUGUUUGAUACGGCACGCUUCACUGGUUCUAAGGCAUCUGAUUUUCAAGAAAGGAAACUUGGUAGCAUCUUCAACGAGUUGCCUAGUACACAAAGUGCAACUUCUCAGAUAUCUGGCCAUUCUUCAUCUGAUUUCAAUUCGGAUUUAAAUAGUUCCUCAAACACUUUUUCUCUAUAUUCGACAGUUAGUGAAUCACAUCCACAAAGAUCGCGCCCGUCCUUUCUUGAUUCUCUUAAUGUAACUAGAUCUUCACCAUCACUUCCUUCCAAAAGCGUUGAACCGGAGGAGCCUGUCAUGAGAAAUAGCUUAAAUUUUGGCAGUAUUGAUGCUGGAAAUUCAAACCCUUUCCGUCAUACAAAUGAUGGGAAUGUAGGGCCUUUCUCCAAACCGAGAACAUCGCCUGGACCUGAUGUACCGAUGCAUUCCAUUAGUUCUUCACCUUUUGCAUUUAAUUUAGAAAGCCGUACUGGUGAGCAAAGCAUCGAGAGCAAGCCCGAGUUUUAUACCUCUAAACAGAAUGAAGAUUUUGCUGCAUUGGAACAGCAUAUUGAAGAUUUGACACAAGAAAAAUUUUCCUUGCAACGAGCUCUCGAGGCUUCAAGGGCUUUGGCGGAGUCCUUAGCAGCCGACAAUUCUUCUUUGACAGACAGUUACAACCAACAGAGAAGUGUUGUCAACCAACUAAAAGCUGAUAUGGAACAGUUACAGGAGGAGAUUAAUGCACGACUGGUGGAGCUUGAGGCUAUCAAACAUGAAUAUACCAAUGCACAAUUAGAAUGUAAUGCAGCUGAUGAACGGGCCAAACUAUUGGCUUCCGAAGUUAUUGGCUUAGAAGAGAAGGCUCUCAGGUUGAGGUCCAGUGAGUUAAAGCUGGAAAGGCAAUUGGAAAAUUUACAAGCAGAAAUUUCUACCUACAAAAAGAAAGUAUCUAGCCUAGAAAAAGAUCGUCAGGACCUCCAGUCCACCGUUAGUGCUCUUCAAGAAGAAAAGAAGCUUUUGCAGUCAAAGUUACGGAAAGCUGCAGCUGGUAGGGUUUCUGGUGAUUUAAGCAAGAGCGUUGCCAGUAGAAAAGAUAUAUCCACCUCAACCGAUGACCUUGAUGUUAUCUCAGAAAGUCCCAUCCAGCAUACAGAACAUGACAGGUCUCUCUCUGGCUUUGAUACAUCUAGUUCCCUGUUGUCUGAAGAUGUUCAGUUAAAUAUCGAAGCUUCGUCUGUAUAUAUACCUGCUGAUCAGAUGAGAAUGAUCGUAAACAUCAAUACAGUAAUAUCAGAGUUAGCAUUAGAGAAAGAAGAGUUACUGAAGGCAUUGGCGUCUGAAACAUCUGAAAAUACCAAACUUAAGGCCUUGAAUGAAGAGUUAUCUCGCAAACUCGAAAUCCAGACUCAGAGAUUAGAACUUUUGACUGCUCAGAGCAUGGUCCAUGACAACCUGCCAUCAACCAAACUACCUGAUUUUCACAAUAUGCAAGAGAAUACUGCAUAUGCAGAUGAGGGCGAUGAGGUGGUCGAGAGGGUGUUGGGAUGGAUAAUGAAGCUUUUCCCUGGGGGGCCUUCAAGAAGAAGAACCAGCAAGCUCCUUUGAUAACUGGAUGCGAGGAUCCCUUUGAUGACGAAACUGUAGGAACCCGAGCAGCGUCUCUCUUUUGGCAAUUCAUCGCAGGCCGUUUUCUGUAUAUCCGAGUCGUUAAUACAAUCCAUUCUUUAUGGUGAGCAAAAGGCCUUCCAAAUAGCUAGGCCAAUUCGGUUUUCAUUUAAUUUGUUUUUUCUUUUGGGCAUAGGUCAAGAGAGAAAUUCUUUCUUUGUGCUCUGUUGGGAUAUCAAAAUUUUGGUGGGAGAAAGCAUUGGGCAUGGAAACAUUGAAUGGGGAUAUAGAGUCAAAACUGGGAAUAAUGUAUCAAUUCUGUUGUCUUAUAAUAGUCUGCAGCCCAUUUUUGCGACAUGUGGGUUGUAUAGCUUUGGGGUCAAAAUUUCAGGAAAUGAGAUAUGAAGUUUGCCGGAGAUCUGCAGAUAUCUCUCUUUUAUUGUA
Syzygium oleosum is the source of this 3245-nucleotide messenger RNA. RefSeq names its product protein BLISTER. The transcript has 13 exons. The record is from RefSeq and is a predicted model, not a curated record. Gene Ontology annotation, biological process: regulation of growth. Bases 384 to 2801 code for a protein of 805 amino acids. Lineage: Eukaryota; Viridiplantae; Streptophyta; Magnoliopsida; Myrtales; Myrtaceae.